AUGCGCUUGGGACAAACUAUGCACUACGGAGAAACUGCAUCUUUCGUAGCUGGUGGCAAGAGAUUGCCUGUCGUCGCUGCUAUUGCUACAAUAUGUCGCGCUUCGAUGGUUAUUCCUGUUUCAGAAGGCCUGUCCCAACUCAAAUGGAAUGCCUUUGCUCGAUCUCAACGUCCCCUUGAUGACUUGAAAACUUUCGAUCAAGCAAGUCGCGGCCCCUUUGGCUCUUUGCUGUUACUGUCAAAAACCAGGGGAAGACUAUUAGGUGUAAGCACGGUUGCAGCCGUCGUACUUAUUUCUGGCUUGGCAACAUCAUCACUUACACAGGCAACCAUUGCGUUUGGGCCUCAAAUGCGAAGACUGUCAGAGAACGCUAUUGCCAACAAGGCCAGUAGUAUCAAUUCAAAUGACUGGCAAGAGCUGAAAGAACAGUUGAUGAACGGUGCUUUCCAAGCAUAUUGCCCAUCUUCUUGCCAUUGGAAUAAGUUCAGAACCAUUGAUAUUUGUGAUGUGCAACGAAACGUCACAGACCAACUGAAGCUUCAACUUCGAGAUCCAGAUAACCUGGGUGAUUUUGACGAGACGCAGGGCGUGGAUCCAGGUGAAGAUCAAGAUGCAGAGUACUGGAGUGUUACACUGGGCGACAGUUUUCGGGUUGACGACAUGAACGCCUACAACUGGGUUGCUGCCACUGAAUCGAUGCGCGCUGAAAUGGCCAAGGGUUUAUGCGGAGAUGAUAUGGAUAAGUUUCCCAUUACUACCCUAACCACACAGCUUUUUAUCUACAAAAAGCUCUCAUAUCCGGGAGACCCGCCUGUACGAUCGUAUAAGGGAGCCAUGAGCCCAUACAGAGCCGUUGCGGUAACUUGGUACUGGUGCAUCAAGGAGUAUGAAAUGGAUUUGACGGCUGGCGCGACCCAUAUCAAAGCUGAAGAAACUGAUUAUCAGGUGAUCAAUGGCUCACAAAACAACUAUCCAUUUGAUUGGGAUGUCAUUUUAGUGGACAAUCAAACGUUAGAAAAGUUUCCCGUCACUCUUGGAAGCUGGGGUGGAUCAUCAGCCUGGAAGAUCGAGCCGAUGGGUCGAGCUAGUGAUGCCAUGCCGGGAAAGGCCAGCGACCGGAUAAUAGGCAAUGCGACAUUGGUAGAAGAUGACCCGUGGGACAACAUAAUGGCCUGGAAGGAAGAUACGACUACGGCAAUGAGUGCAUUGGUUUGCACCUACAAGACCGAUGAAAGUAACACCAUUCAGGGUUACGCAGAAAUCGGCCAACCGACAAUAAUCAUCCACUGGGCAUGGCUAUCGCUUUUGGCUACUCAGAUCCUGUUAAUGGUAGUAUUUGUGGUUUAUGUCAUCUUGGAGACUGCCAAGCUAGACAUUCAGGUUGUUAAAGGCUCUAAUAUUGCAGAACUCAAAGCUAUGGGUCAGGAAGAUUCGAUUCGAGAGUCAGAGUAUGUACUAGCUGGGGGAAUUGCAGAGAGUGUUGAUGCAGAUCUCGUGGGAAGGCUAGUAAAGAGCAACAGUGGCUGGAACUUGAAGGUGAAUCGCAGAGCUGUUGGCUAG
Molecule: messenger RNA, 1560 nt
Organism: Fusarium proliferatum ET1
Lineage: Eukaryota; Fungi; Ascomycota; Sordariomycetes; Hypocreales; Nectriaceae
Exons: 5
Coding region: 1-1560 (519 amino acids)
Source: RefSeq, a predicted model, not a curated record